Daphnia pulicaria is the source of this 3598-nucleotide messenger RNA. RefSeq names its product bumetanide-sensitive sodium-(potassium)-chloride cotransporter-like. Lineage: Eukaryota; Metazoa; Arthropoda; Branchiopoda; Diplostraca; Daphniidae. Gene Ontology annotation, cellular component: membrane. The transcript has 25 exons. The record is from RefSeq and is a predicted model, not a curated record. Gene Ontology annotation, molecular function: sodium:potassium:chloride symporter activity. The coding region runs from base 168 to 3227 and encodes 1019 amino acids. Gene Ontology annotation, biological process: cell volume homeostasis; potassium ion homeostasis; sodium ion homeostasis.
AAUUCGAAUCAGAAUCGUCUUGCUACCAGCCCGCAUCCGACGACAGCUUUACCAGUCUCUUAAUUAAAUCAUCAAUUUUAGGCAGAGAUUUAAUAAAAUUCCAAGACAAUAAGGCAUCGUGGUUAUUCCAUUAAUCCUCGUCACUAUAGCACCUCCGGCGUAUUGUCAUGGAAAAUCCUGCCUUUGAAUAUUCAGUAUCAAACUGCGACGAUGCAAACCUUCCAGCAGAACAAGACUAUAGUAGCACGAGUACUACUUCUCUUGCGCCUCCACCCAACCUAAAUCGAAAAAUGAGCCGGGACACUACCCCUCAUAUUGACAACUACAGAACUUGUAACAGUAAUAUUGAGAAAUCAUCAAACAGACCAACAUUGACUGAGCUAUAUGACCCUACUGACUUCGCUGCCAAGCGGCAGGAGUCAUUCGAGGACACUGCUACAGAUUUCACUCAACAGGACGACUCUAAGGUCGAAAAAUUUGGUUGGGUCGAAGGAGUUUUGAUUCGCAACAUGAUGAGCCUCUGGGGAGUCAUGCUUUUUCUGAGGCUUUCAUGGGUGGUAGGACAAGCAGGAAUAGGCGAAACAUUGGUUAUCAUUGCAAUAUCGACUUUCAUCACGUUGGUGACAGCUUUGUCUAUGUCCGCCAUCUCGACCAAUGGAGAAAUCGGCGGAGGUGGGACUUACUUUGUCAUGUCUAGAAUAUUAGGCCCAGAAUUUGGCGGUUCAAUUGGUAUCAUCUUUAUCAUUGCCAAUAUACUGGAUUGCGCAAUCAAUGUGGUUGGCUUUUCCAGCGCCGUGAAAGACAUGAUGUUUGAAUACGGUGGAGUGAUUAUUGUCGAUGGAGACAUAAACGACAUCCGCAUUAUAGGCACCGCUUCCUUAGUAUUCGUUGGCGCAAUCUGCGGGCUGGGAGCCCAAUAUGAAACCAAGAUGAAGGAUGCCAUGUUUGUCAUUUUAUUGAUUGCGCUAAGUAAUUUCCUUGUUGGCAGCAUUAUGGGACCAUCCUCUGAGUCGGAAGCAGCAAGGGGUUUCACUGGAUACAGCAUUAAUUUGUUGAAAGAAAACUGGAGCCCAUCCUACACUGUAACUGAUGGUCAAAUGCAGAAUUUUAUUUCCAUAUUUUCAGUUUACUUUCCAUCGAAUAUUGGUAUUCUUGCUGGAGCAAACGCUUCCGGUAACUUAAAGAAUCCAAACAAGGCUAUUCCAAAAGGAACCAUAUUGGCCAUCAUAAUUUGCAGUAUGUCUUACGCUGGAAUAGCUAUCAUUUGUGCUGCCACCGUUACUCGCGCAGCAACUGGAAUAGUCGAGGAUCUGCAAAACGGUACCAACCUAAUUUGCAAUGACACAGACCCAUGCAAUUACGGCCUUUCCUACGACUAUCAAGUAAUGGCGCUAGUCUCUGCUUUUGCUCCACUCAAUUACGUGGGAUGUUUCGCGGCCACUUUGAGCUCAGCCUUAACGGAUUUCUUUUCAUGCGUUGCCCUACUCGAAGUCAUCGCGGCCGAUAAGCUGUAUCCAUACUGGUUGAUUGGUUUUUUAGGGAAAGGAUACGGUGUAUCAAAGCAACCACUUCGCGCAUACGUCUGUACAUUCAUAAUAGCAUUAGCUUUCGUACUGAUUGCCGAACUCGAUGUGAUCGCGUUGCUGAUUUCGAAUUUCUUUCUCGCCACGUUUGCUCUCAUGAAUUUCUCAACGUUUCACGUCAGUUUAAUCAAACCCAUCGGAUGGCGACCAACUUUCAAGUAUUACAAUACAUGGCUGAGUCUACUGACGGGUAUUCUGGCAAUCGCUGCCAUGAUGCUCAUAAGUAUUCCCAUCGCGAUGAUAACGAUUGGGGUGGUCAUUUUUUUCUAUUUCGUGGUUCUUUACCGAAAGCCAGAGGUGAAUUGGGGAUCUUCUACCCAAGCUCAGACAUACCGCAUCGCUCUAAACAGCAUUCAACAACUUGCCCAUAUCGAAGAACAUGCCAAGAAUUACAGGCCCCAGAUUUUGGUGUUGACCGGACUACCCAACACUCGCCCUACUCUAGUCGACUUCGCAUAUCUCAUCUGCAAGAAUAACUCACUGAUGAUUUGUGGAAAUAUUGUCAAGGAGCGAUUGACGCAUGAAAUGCGCUCCAACCUCCAGCAGAAGGCUUAUCGCUACUUGCGAUUCACCAAAAUCAAAGGAUACUUCUCUAUUUCUGACAACUCGGAUCUCCAAACAGGCGUGGCCGCAAUGCUCAGUCUCUCGGGAGUGGGAAAAGUGAAGCCCAACAUCCUGAUGAUGGGGUACAAAAACGAUUGGGCAACCUGCGAAAGAAAUUUGUUGGAUCAAUACGUGCUAACUAUACAUACGGGAUUUGAAAUGAAUGUAGCUGUGACGAUUCUUCGUCUCAAAGAAGGGCUCGAUUGCUCAGAAGUUUUAGCUGACGUUGAUGAAGCGAUAUUAAAAGCUAGCAACAAAAAAACUAAAGGGAAAAAAGAAACUUUAGAUAUUCCCGCACUAGGAAAUGAAACUCCCGAGACAUUUACAGCAUCUACUGAUACCGAAACACAAACAGAAAUUUCCACUAAAGAUCGAAGUUUCGAACCAGAUAAAAAGAAGAAGAAGGCUGAACAGAAUCACCCCUUCAGAGACACUAACGGAAAGCCACUGCCAAAAAGCGUACUGAACAAUAUUAUCUUAUUCCAAAGCAAACAAAAAAAGAAUACGAUCGACGUUUGGUGGCUAAGCGACGAUGGAGGAUUGACACUUUUGUUACCGGUUAUAAUCAACAACCGAUCGAAUUGGUCAGCCACUAAGCUGCGCGUUUUCUGCACAGCGUCUGGUGUUAACGAACUGGAAAAAGAACACAGGGGAAUGGCGAUUUUGCUCUCCAAAUUCCGGAUUGAUUACUCCGAUCUGGUGAUUAUUAAUGACGCUGACGAAGCACCGAAAGAAAAAACAAAGAAGUGGUUCAAUGGCAUAAUACAGCCGUUGUUACAACCAGGAACUAAUGGACCUCUACUAACGAAAGAAGAACUGGAAGUUUUCCAAUAUAAAACGGAUCGCUAUCUGAGAUUGAGAGAACUGCUCCUGGAUCACUGCUCGGAUUCCAACUUGGUUGUCAUGACUUUACCAAUAACUCGAAAAGGAGAUUUUAGUGCUCCGUUGUAUAUGGCCUGGUUAGAGGCACUUACAGCAAACAUGCCACCAUUUAUGCUCGUUCGCGGGAAUCAAACAUCCGUUUUGACAUUUUAUUCCUAAACUAUAGGCCGUUUCGUCUGUUAAAAACGCGAACCCCAUCCAAAGCAAGACGUCUCGUCGUCUGUCAUAUUAAGCCCCACUUAUGCUUUUUGCUCCUUCAUUCACCACCUAUACGUAUUUCCUUUCUUUUGGAAUUUUGACUCUUUUAUCCAUUUCAUUACAUUGGAGCUGGAAGGGAUUAUGCAUUGCUGCAUUGGCGUAGUACGAGCCAUUGAACCCAUGCAUCUAUUGAAAAUUUAUCUCGAGAAGGUAAAGAAAUAUAUUGUAUCAAGAAUCGUAUAGUUGCCAGUGAAAAUAAUGUGUGCAUUUUAUACCGGUAGUAGAUAUUGCAAAUUGAACGAAAGAAAUUAUUACAUUUUAUUAAAAAACUU